Messenger RNA from Gossypium arboreum, 1347 nucleotides. Its product is annotated as cinnamyl alcohol dehydrogenase 1. Gene Ontology annotation, molecular function: cinnamyl-alcohol dehydrogenase activity; zinc ion binding. Lineage: Eukaryota; Viridiplantae; Streptophyta; Magnoliopsida; Malvales; Malvaceae. Bases 106 to 1182 code for a protein of 358 amino acids. The transcript has 5 exons. The record is from RefSeq and is a predicted model, not a curated record. Gene Ontology annotation, biological process: lignin biosynthetic process.
AAAUACCCAUUGUUGAAUGCAUCGGUUCUCCAUUCACAACACCAAAAAAGAAAAAUUCUUUUUCUAAAACACAAUCCCAGAAUAGCUUUUGAUCAAAAACCUAAAAUGGGUAGCCUUGAAAAUGAGAGAAAAACAACUGGAUGGGCAGCUAGAGACCCUUCUGGCAUCUUGUCUCCUUAUACUUACUCUCUUAGGAACACUGGUCCAGAAGAUGUUUUCAUCAAGGUUAUAUGUUGUGGAAUCUGUCACACUGAUAUUCAUCAAGCCAAAAAUGAUCUUGGCAUGUCAAACUACCCAAUGGUUCCCGGGCAUGAAGUGGUUGGUGAGGUGGUGGAAGUAGGAUCGGAUGUAACUAAGUUCACUGCCGGAGACAUCGUCGGCGUCGGUUAUGUUGUUGGAUGUUGCAAGAAUUGUAGUCCAUGCAACACCGACCGUGAACAAUACUGUGCUAAGAAGAUCUGGACGUACAAUGAUGUUUAUACCGACGGUAAACCUACUCAAGGUGGCUUUUCUGGUUCCAUGGUUGUUGAUCAAAAGUUUGUGGUGAAAAUCCCAGAUGGAUUAGCACCAGAACAGGCAGCACCACUGUUAUGUGCCGGGGUGACAGUUUACAGCCCACUGAAUCACUUCGGCUUAAAGGAGAGUGGUCUAAGAGGAGCAAUAUUAGGACUCGGAGGAGUAGGGCACAUGGGGGUGAAGAUGGCGAAAGCAAUGGGACAUCACGUCACUGUCAUAAGCUCUACCGACAAGAAAAAAACAGAGGCAUUAGACCACCUCGGUGCCGAUGAAUACUUAGUCAGCUCUGACACCGAAGCGAUGCAAAAAGCAGCCGAAUCACUCGACUACAUCAUCGACACCGUGCCUGCUUUUCACCCUCUCGAGCCUUACCUUUCAUUGCUGAGAAUCGAUGGGAAAUUGAUAUUGACUGGCGUAAUUAACACCCCUCUUCAGUUCCUCACCCCAACGGUCAUGCUUGGGAGGAAGUCCAUUGCAGGGACGUUGGUUGGGAGCAUGAAGGAACAAGAGGAGAUGUUGGCGUUUUGUAAGGAGAAAAAUUUGACCUCAAUGAUCGAAGUGGUGAAGAUGGAUUAUAUAAACACAGCUAUAGAGAGGCUUGAGAAAAAUGAUGUUCGAUAUAGGUUUGUGGUUGAUGUUGCAGGAAGCAAAAUUGAUGACCAAUAGAACUAUAUAUAUAUAAAUGUGACUCUGUUUUUGUUUACACAUUAGAAAAUAAGGUGUGUGUUUUAACUUUGUAUUGGCAUGACCGUCAACGUAAUUAUGUGGUUUAGGGCUUUACCUCCUCUUAUAAUUUACCAAAUAAAAUAAAGUUUGUGUUUUAAGUUAGAA